GCCUGGCCGCAGCCAAUAGGAAGGCAGCGCGGGCUCGGGCGCAGGGAGCCGCCGCCGGGGCUGUAGGCGCCAAGGCCAUGUCCGACUCGUGGGUCCCGAACUCCGCCUCGGGCCAGGACCCAGGGCGCCGCCGGAGGUCCUGGGCCGAGCUGCUGGCGGGAAGGGUCAAGAGGGAAAAAUAUAAUCCUGAAAGGGCACAGAAAUUAAAGGAAUCAGCUGUGCGCCUCCUGCGAAGCCAUCAGGACCUGAAUGCCCUUUUGCUUGAGGUAGAAGGUCCACUGUGUAAAAAAUUGUCUCUCAGCAAAGUGAUUGACUGUGACAGUUCUGAGGCGUAUGCUAAUCAUUCUAGUUCAUUUAUAGGCUCUGCUUUGCAGGAUCAAGCCUCAAGGCUGGGGAUUCCCGUGGGUAUUCUCUCAGCCGGGGUGGUUGCCUCUAGCGUGGGACAGAUCUGCACGGCUCCAGCGGAGACCAGUCACCCUGUGCUGCUGACUGUGGAGCAGAGAAAGAAACUGUCUUCCCUGUUAGAGUUUGCUCAGUAUUUAUUGGCACACAGUAUGUUCUCCCGUCUUUCCUUCUGUCAAGAAUUAUGGAAAAUACAGAGUUCUUUGUUGCUUGAAGCUGUGUGGCAUCUUCACGUACAAGGCAUUGUGAGCCUGCAAGAGCUGCUGGAAAGCCAUCCCGACAUGCAUGCUGUGGGAUCGUGGCUCUUCAGGAAUCUGUGCUGCCUUUGUGAACAGAUGGAAGCAUCCUGCCAGCAUGCUGAUGUCGCCAGGGCCAUGCUUUCUGAUUUUGUGCAAAUGUUUGUUUUGAGGGGAUUUCAGAAAAACUCAGAUCUGAGAAGAACUGUGGAGCCUGAAAAAAUGCCGCAGGUCGCGGUUGAUGUACUGCAGAGAAUGCUGAUUUUUGCACUUGACGCUUUGGCUGCUGGAGUACAGGAGGAGUCCUCCACUCACAAGAUCGUGAGGUGCUGGUUCGGAGUGUUCAGUGGACACACGCUUGGCAGUGUAAUUUCCACAGAUCCUCUGAAGAGGUUCUUCAGUCAUACCCUGACUCAGAUACUCACUCACAGCCCUGUGCUGAAAGCAUCUGAUGCUGUUCAGAUGCAGAGAGAGUGGAGCUUUGCGCGGACACACCCUCUGCUCACCGCACUGUACCGCAGGCUCUUAGUGAUGCUGAGUGCAGAGGAGUUGGUUGGCCAUUUGCAAGAAGUUCUGGAAACGCAGGAGGUUCACUGGCAGCGAGUGCUCUCCUUUGUGUCUGCCCUUGUUGUCUGCUUCCCAGAAGCGCAGCAGCUGCUUGAAGACUGGGUGGCGCGUUUGAUGGCCCAGGCAUUCGAGAGCUGCCAGCUGGACAGCAUGGUCACUGCGUUCCUGGUGGUGCGCCAGGCAGCACUGGAGGGCCCCUCUGCGUUCCUGUCAUAUGCAGACUGGUUCAAGGCCUCCUUUGGGAGCACGCGAGGCUACCAUGGCUGCAGCAAGAAGGCCCUGGUCUUCCUGUUUACGUUCUUGUCAGACCUCGUGCCUUUUGAGUCUCCCCGGUACCUGCAGGUGCACAUUCUCCACCCACCCCUGGUUCCCAGCAAGUACCGCUCCCUCCUCACAGACUACAUCUCAUUGGCCAAGACACGGCUGGCCGACCUCAAGGUUUCUAUAGAAAACAUGGGACUCUACGAGGAUUUGUCAUCAGCUGGGGACAUUACUGAGCCCCACAGCCAAGCUCUUCAGGAUGUUGAAAAGGCCAUCAUGGUGUUUGAGCAUACGGGGAAAAUCCCAGUCACCGUCAUGGAGGCCAGCAUAUUCAGGAGGCCUUACUACGUGUCCCACUUCCUCCCUGCCCUGCUCACACCUCGAGUGCUCCCCAAAGUCCCUGACUCCCGUGUGGCGUUUAUAGAGUCUCUGAAGAGAGCAGAUAAAAUCCCCCCAUCUCUGUACUCCACCUACUGUCAGGCCUGCUCCGCUGCUGAAGAAAAGCCAGAAGAUGCAGCCCUGGGAGUGAGGGCAGAACCCAGCUCUGCUGAGGAGCCCCUGGGACAGCUCAGAGCUGCACUGGGAGAGCUGAGAGCCUCCAUGACAGACCCCAGCCAGCGUGAUGUUAUAUCAGCACAGGUGGCAGUGAUUUCUGAAAGACUGAGGGCUGUCCUGGGCCACAAUGAGGAUGACAGCAGCGUUGAGAUAUCAAAGAUUCAGCUCAGCAUCAACACGCCGAGACUGGAGCCACGGGAACACAUGGCUGUGGACCUCCUGCUGACGUCUUUCUGUCAGAACCUGAUGGCUGCCUCCAGUGUCGCUCCCCCGGAGAGGCAGGGUCCCUGGGCUGCCCUCUUUGUGAGGACCAUGUGUGGACGUGUGCUCCCCGCAGUGCUCACCCGGCUCUGCCAGCUGCUCCGUCACCAGGGCCCGAGCCUGAGUGCCCCACAUGUGCUGGGGUUGGCUGCCCUGGCCGUGCACCUGGGUGAGUCCAGGUCUGCGCUCCCAGAGGUGGAUGUGGGUCCUCCUGCACCUGAUGCUGGCCUUCCUGUCCCUGCGCUCUUCGACAGCCUCCUGACCUGUAGGACGAGGGAUUCCUUGUUCUUCUGCCUGAAAUUUUGUACAGCAGCAAUUUCUUACUCUCUCUGCAAGUUUUCUUCCCAGUCACGAGAUACUUUGUGCAGCUGCUUAUCUCCAGGCCUUAUUAAAAAGUUUCAGUUCCUCAUGUUCAGAUUGUUCUCAGAGGCCCGACAGCCUCUUUCUGAGGAGGACGUAGCCAGCCUUUCCUGGAGACCCUUGCACCUUCCUUCUGCAGACUGGCAGAGAGCUGCCCUCUCUCUCUGGACACACAGAACCUUCCGAGAGCUGUUGAAAGAGGAAGAUGUUCACUUAACUUACCAAGACUGGUUACACCUGGAGCUGGAAAUUCAACCUGAAGCUGAUGCUCUUUCAGAUACUGAACGGCAGGACUUCCACCAGUGGGCGAUCCACGAGCACUUUCUCCCUGAGUCCUCGGCUUCAGGGGGCUGUGACGGAGACCUGCAGGCUGCGUGUACCAUUCUUGUCAACGCACUGAUGGAUUUCCACCAAAGCUCAAGGAGUUAUGACCACUCAGAAAAUUCUGAUUUGGUCUUUGGUGGCCGCACAGGAAAUGAGGAUAUUAUUUCCAGAUUGCAGGAGAUGGUAGCUGACCUGGAGCUGCAGCAAGACCUCUCAGUGCCUCUCGGCCACACCCCUUCCCAGGGGCACUUCCUCUUUGAGAUUUUCCGCAGACGGCUCCAGGCUCUGACAAGCGGGUGGAGCGUGGCUGCCAGCCUUCAGAGACAGAGGGAGCUGCUAAUGUACAAACGGAUCCUCCUCCGCCUGCCUUCGUCUGUCCUCUGCGGCAGCAGCUUCCAGGCAGAACAGCCCAUCACUGCCAGAUGCGAGCAGUUCUUCCACUUGGUCAACUCUGAGAUGAGAAACUUCUGCUCCCACGGAGGUGCCCUGACACAGGACAUCACUGCCCACUUCUUCAGGGGCCUCCUGAACGCCUGUCUGCGGAGCAGAGACCCCUCCCUGAUGGUCGACUUCAUACUGGCCAAGUGCCAGACGAAGUGCCCCUUAAUUUUGACCUCUGCUCUGGUGUGGUGGCCGAGCCUGGAGCCUGUGCUGCUCUGCCGGUGGAGGAGACACUGCCAGAGCCCGCUGCCCCGGGAACUGCAGAAGCUACAAGAAGGCCGGCAGUUUGCCAGCGAUUUCCUCUCCCCUGAGGCUGCCUCCCUGGCACCCAACCCGGACUGGCUCUCAGCUGCUGCACUGCACUUUGCGAUUCAACAAGUCAGGGAAGAAAACAUCAGGAAGCAGCUAAAGAAGCUGGACUGCGAGAGAGAGGAGCUAUUGGUUUUCCUUUUCUUCUUCUCCUUGAUGGGCCUGCUCUCGUCACAUCUGACCUCAAAUAGCACCAGAGACCUGCCAAAGGCUUUCCACGUUUGUGCAGCAAUCCUCGAGUGUUUAGAGAAGAGGAAGAUAUCCUGGCUGGCACUCUUUCAGUUGACAGAGAGUGGACCAAUGGGCCUAUCGUGGGGACUGCCUCUCUCUGCACCACACCCACCCUCCUGCAAGAGGUCGACCCCCCAUCCUCUCCCAGCUGCUGACAGGUACCUGGGUAUCCUCAGCUCAGGCUGUUCGCCCCACACUAUCCCCACAGCCAGGCCUCCCAGGGUACACGUCCCGACCCCCAGGGGUGUCCCCAGCACUGAUAAUAGGCAGAGAUGUCCAGAGUUGCCUGAGCCACUUCUUGGUGUUGCAGACCUCAGGCUGGGGCGGCUCCUCCUCCGUGUGGCCCCGGAUCAGCACACCAGGCUGCUGCCUUUUGCUUUUUACAGUCUUCUCUCCUACUUCCAUGAAGACGCGGCCAUCAGGGAAGAGGCCUUCCUGCAUGUUGCUGUCGACAUGUACUUGAAGCUGGUCCAGCUCUUCGUGGCUGGGGAUACAAGCACAGUUUCACCUCCAGCUGGCAGGAGCCUGGAGCUCCAGGGUCAGGGCAACCCUGUGGAACUGAUAACAAAAGCUCGUCUUUUUCUGCUGCAGUUAAUACCUCGGUGCCCGAAAAAGAGCUUCUCACACGUGGCAGAGCUGCUGGCUGAUCGUGGGGACUGCGACCCAGAGGUGAGCGCCGCCCUCCAGAGCAGACAGCAGGCUGCCCCUGACGCUGACCUGUCCCAGGAGCCUUAUCUCUUCUGACGGGACCUGCCACUGCACACCAGCCCAGCUCCCGUGUAAAUAAUUUAUUACAAGCAUAACAUGGAGCUCUUAUUGCACUAAAAAGUGGAUUACAAA
Pan troglodytes (chimpanzee) is the source of this 4787-nucleotide messenger RNA. RefSeq names its product FA complementation group A (gene FANCA). The transcript has 43 exons. Gene Ontology annotation, biological process: regulation of regulatory T cell differentiation; interstrand cross-link repair. Lineage: Eukaryota; Metazoa; Chordata; Mammalia; Primates; Hominidae. Gene Ontology annotation, cellular component: Fanconi anaemia nuclear complex. The record is from RefSeq and is a predicted model, not a curated record. Bases 78 to 4691 code for a protein of 1537 amino acids.